AUGGAAUCAAAAUUAUUCACUCCAGAGAAUGAUGAACAAUUAAUAGCACUUGUUCGUGAUCACCCUGUUUUAUACAAGUUAAAAGACAAGAACUAUAGAGACAAUAACAUAAAGGAUAAUGUUUGGAAAGAAAUUUCAUUUAGUAUCGGAAAAAGUGCUAAUGAUUGCAAGACACGAUGGAGAACUAUUAGAGACUCAUACAAAAAAACUUUAAAAAAAAUGAAAAUGGGUACUGGUUCAGCUGCAAAAAAUAAAUCAAAAUACAACGAUGACGCAUUAAGCUUUUUGAACGAACAUGAAGAGGAGAGAAGGACAAAAUCAAGUAUAAUGAUCGACAAACAUAUUGAGAAUACUGCAAGCUUGGAUUGUUCAGAGAUAACAGGAAGUGACAGUGCGCACCAGACUGAAAACUACAACUCCGAAAUGUAUAUUGAACCAGCAAGUGAAACUUCAAUAAUUUAUGAAAUAAACGAAUAUGAUAAUAAUUUGAAUAAUACCUCAAAUGUUGUCCCAAACGAAAUAUUUAAAAAUGUUAAUGAAAAACAAAAAAAAGGAGGCAACAAGGAAAGAUUGUUACAAGAAAUAAGACAAGGUAGAGAAGAACGCUUAAAAAUGAUCAAGGAAAUAAAGCAACAAUCAGAAAACCAUCCAAUACAAAUUUUUUUUAAGAGUAUGGCUUCAACAGUCAUGACUUUUCCCCCAGAAUUAGUAGUAGAGGCGAGAAAUCGGGUUUGCAAUAUUAUAUCCGAAAUAGAAUUGCGCGCAUUAAAGACAAAUAUAUCAAUGGGAACGAUUGAUCAAGAAACAGCACCAACAAGUUCAUCUACACAAAAUAUUAUUCCAGUCACAAGUGAAGAAUCAUUACAGUCAUAUUCGAGAAUUCCUGUUGACGAACAAAAUCCAAAUAAUACUUUUACAUAUUUGAAUUACCUACCUAUGACCUAUAACUAA
This is a messenger RNA of Metopolophium dirhodum (rose-grain aphid), 951 nucleotides long. RefSeq lists its product as uncharacterized. NCBI's taxonomy places the organism in Eukaryota, Metazoa, Arthropoda, Insecta, Hemiptera, Aphididae. Gene Ontology annotation, biological process: regulation of transcription by RNA polymerase II. The record is from RefSeq and is a predicted model, not a curated record. The coding region runs from base 1 to 951 and encodes 316 amino acids. The transcript is spliced from 3 exons. Gene Ontology annotation, cellular component: transcription regulator complex; nucleus.